Sardina pilchardus (European sardine) is the source of this 5077-nucleotide messenger RNA. RefSeq names its product Ras association domain family member 2a (gene rassf2a). The coding region runs from base 237 to 1202 and encodes 321 amino acids. The transcript is spliced from 10 exons. Gene Ontology annotation, biological process: regulation of non-canonical NF-kappaB signal transduction; positive regulation of JNK cascade; signal transduction. Gene Ontology annotation, cellular component: cytoplasm; nucleus. The record is from RefSeq and is a predicted model, not a curated record. NCBI's taxonomy places the organism in Eukaryota, Metazoa, Chordata, Actinopteri, Clupeiformes, Clupeidae.
GAAAGAGAGAAGAGGCGCGUGUGGAGCGCACGGUUUUGGAAUACGACAGGCGGCGAGAUUCGGCACGAAAUUAUUGAGACCGUGGGCAGGCUCCGUAAUCUACACCGGGGACUGAGUACAUACAGUAUAUUUACAGCGCUUCUCACCAUCCACUCGGCUCCAGCGUGAGUGAUACAGAUUGGUAUCAACAACAAAAGUCAAGCGUGGCUGGCCCAUGUUCUCCAGGGUGAAGAAGAAUGGAUGACAGCCAGAAUGGCGUGCAGGUCGGAGAGAACAAGUUCAUCAGCAAGAGCACCAUUUUGUCACAUCUGAAGACCUACAACCUCUACUAUGACGGGAAGACUCUCCAGCUCAGACAUAGAGAGGAGGAGGGCGAGCUGAUCGUAGAGGGUCUGCUCAACAUCUCCUGGGGUCUGAAACGACCAAUCAGACUGCAGAUGCAGGAUGACCACGAGCGAAUCAAACCUCCCCCUUCCUCCACUUCCUGGCACUCCGGCUGUAACCUGGAUGCACAGAGCCAAGAGGGAGCCAAGCAGACCCCUCCUCCCAUCGAGGUGACACCACCGCCUGACCAAUCAGAGAACAACUUGAUGAUGAAGGAGGAUGAGGAGGAUGAGGACUACGACACCUCCUCUCAGCUCCUCCGGACCAAGAGUGACGCCGGGGUGCUGAGACGGGCCAACCGACGGUCGCCUAGUGACCAGAGACGAAUCAGACGCCACCGCUUUUCAAUUAAUGGACACUUUUAUAACCACAAGACGGCUGUGUUCACUCCAGCGUUUGGCUCGGUGACCAACGUGCGCAUCAACAGCUGCAUGACUACGCCGCAGGUGCUGCGCGUGCUCUUCAACAAGUUCAAGAUCGAGAACAGCCCCGACGAGUUCUCCCUCUACCUAGUGCACACCAGCGGAGAGCGUAUGCAGCUGAAACGUAGCGACUAUCCUCUGAUCGUGAGGGUAUUGCAGGGUCCCUGUGAACAAGUGUGCCGAAUCUUCCUCAUGGAGCAAGACUUGGGAGAGGAGGUUACCUACGAUGUGGCGCAGUAUAUCAAGUUUGAGAUGCCCGUACUGCAGAGCUUCAUCACCAAACUCAAGGAGGAGGAGGACCGGGAGGUGCAGAAAUUAAGGACCAGGUACUCGUAUCUCCGCUGCAUCCUGGAGAAGCAGCUGCAGUGCCAGCCAGAGGGCAGCACCUGCAUGUGAGCCCAGCACACCCCACCUUCAGCUGUCCACACACACACACACACACACACACACACACACACACACACACACACACACACACACACACACACACACACACACACACACACACACACACACACACACACACACACACACACACACUCCUGUCAACCUUUCUCUCUCUCUCUUGACAUGUGCAUGUAAGCUUCCAUCCCCUCGUCUUAAUUUCCAUCCAUAUACUAACUCUCACUCUUCACUCUUUUACACACACACACACACACACACACACACUUUCACUGAGAGAGACUGAAGGGGCAGACUGACCCAGAGACUCAGUGGCCAUGCAGGGGUCACUAAGGGUCAGAUGGAACUCGGAGGCUGAAAGGUGAACAGCAGAGAGGCCCUGGAGAUGGACAAUCUGCCUCUGCCUGCCCCCCACCUAUAGUCCGUCCCCUGCCUAUAGUCCUGCCCCAGUGUCCAUCCCUUGUCCUGUGCCCUCCUGGGGACAGUUCCAGCACUUGUAACGCUGGGCAUCUCAGAGGAACUGUGUCCAUCUGGUGACCAUGUAGUGGACACCAUCCGGAGAGCUCCAGAGACCAACAUGGCUGCCCUGCUUCAUAGCGUGACCUCUCCAACAUGGCCGACAUGGCCGCCCUGCUUCAUAGCGUGACCUCUCCAACAUGGCCGAUAUGGCCGCCCUGCUUCAUAGUGUGACCUCUCCAACAUGGCCGAUAUGGCCGCCCUGCUUCAUAGCGUGACCUCUCCAACAUGGCCGCCCUGCUUCAUAGCGUGACCUCUCCAACAUGGCCGCCCUGCUUCAUAGUGUGACCUCUUCAACAUGGCCGUCCUGCUCCACAACGUGACCCCUCCAGCAUGCCCAUCACUUCAUAAUGAGACCUCUCCAACAUGGCUGCCUGCUCCACAACGUGACCCCCUCCAGCAUGGUUACCUGCUUCAUAACAUGUUCUUUGCCUGACCUGGAAGUGUGACUGAGACAGACAGGCAAUGCCUGCACUCCCCCCGCGCCACUACAAGAUGGAGGUGUCGCCAUGACGACCUCCCACGCCCUCAAUGUACUCGCCUCUCGGGCCGUACGAACUGGACCCUCUGUUCUGUCCAUCAGUGUUCAUCGUGAUCCACCGUCCACUAUUGUCUCACGAGUGACCAUAGAGUGACCUGAACGACAAACUCACCGAGCCACACCUGAUCAACCAUUCAGUAUCUAUUCAGCAGUUUUGUAUCUUUUGACUGAUCCGAGUGACCAAUGCUGUAAACUCUUCGGGCGCUAUGACCAUGGGGAUAAGGAAGGGACCACUGUAAUUAGCGUGAUGCUUGAUGUCACUUUUAUAAGUGUUUUUGUUGUGAGCACAGCAGUUCUGUGUGUAUAAAUGACCUGUAAAGAUGUCUAGCCUACUUUUAGGGCUUCUAUCUGAGUGUAUUCGAACACCCUGAAGUCCGACUGCACAGAAGGAGGCUCUCUGAUGCCUGGCUCAACCAGCACAACACUGCCCUCUCGUGGAUGAGCUUGGUAGUGCAGCUGAGUAUUUACUGAUGAGCACAAGCACAAUAAAGCACCAGGCUGUGUACAUUACAAGCAUUUAGUACCAGUGCGUUGUGCAUGGUUAUGUAAACGGUGAUGCGUAACGUGUGUACGUGUGACAUGCUUUGUUUACAUUGUUGUGUCUAACUGGUUGUGUAAUCACAGGAGUUGUGUGACAAGCAAGACGGCGUGUGUGUGUGUGUGUGUGCUAUGUGCUUGUAUGGUUUUUUAUCUUUGUUCACAACCAAACCACUCUGGAGGAAAUAGAAGUCUUCUCAUCCGUCUGUGGCUUGAUCUGAAUCCCUGAAGUUUCCAAAAUCUCACAGGUGUUGUUUUUCCAUAUUGCAAAGACAGAGAUGGAGCUGUGUUCUGAUUUACAGAUGGGUGUGAGAGCUGUGUGUGUGAGAGCUGUGUGUGUGAGAGCUGUGUGUGUGAGAGCUGUGUGUGUGUGUGUGUGUGUGUGUGUGUGUGUGGUUAGACAACGCAUUUUUACCAAAGCUCUUACUGACACUAAGUACAUCAAGACAUGGAAGAAGAGUAUGUUUCCUACUUAGUGUAAGCAAUGAGCUUAGCUUGUGCUAAUGUUUAUUAUUAAGAACGUCUUCAAUAGUGAUGGGACGCACAACUUUGACAUGCACUAAAAGAAUGCAUGAAAUACUGAUACAUCGAAAACAUUGGAACAUUGGAAUAUUCCAUACAUUGGAGCAGUGUUGACUGAGCUUGGAUCUGGUCUGAAUUGUUAUGCUCCAGUGUUGCACUAAAUAACGUAGUUAAAUGACAGACGCUCUCAUCUGGCUGCAGUGGGAUCUGUGUUCUCACCCGACACAAGGCUGUGGGGACCAGCCACAGGAGUCUGAGACACAACAAGCUCAAGCAGAAGGUGGAAUAUGGCAGAGACAGAACAUCUCCAAACCAGUGCGAACAGGACCAGGCUGGAGACAGAACAUCCUAAAACCAGUGAGAACAGGACCUGGCUUGAGACAGAACAUCAUAAAACGAGGGACCGAACAGAACCAGGCUGGAGACAGAACAUUAUAAAACCAGAGAGAAUAAAACCAGACUAGAGACAGAACAUCAUAAAACCAGAGACAGCACAGGACUAAACCAGAGAGAAGCCAUCAUAAAACCAGUGACAACAGGACCAGGCUAGAGACAGAACAGGACUAAACCAGAGACCGAACAGGACCAGACUAGAGAAGGAACAUAAUAAACCAGAGACAGAACAGGACCAGACUAGAGACUGAACAUUAUAAAACCAGAGACAGAACAGGACCAGACUAGAGACGGAACAUGAUAAACCAGAGACAGAACAGGACCAGACUAGAGACGGAACAUAAUAAACCAGAGACAGAACAGGACCAGACUAGAGACGGAACAUGAUAAACCAGAGACAGAACAGGACCAGACUAGAGACGGAACAUGAUAAACCAGAGACAGAACAGGACCAGACUAGAGACAGAACAGGACCAGACUAGAGACGGAACAUUAUAAAACCAGAGACAGAACAGGACCAGACUAGAGACGGAACAUUAUAAAACCAGAGACAGAACAGGGCUAAGCCAGAGGGAGAACAGGGCCAGACCAGGAGAUCAGGUUUAGACUACAGAUAGAACAGGACCAGGAUCAGGACCAAAUUAGAGACCAAUCAGGGGCAGACCAGGACCAGAUUUGUGCAGGUUCAGUAGCAGAUCACGCCCAGACUGAGUCUGAGUUGAGCUGUGUGUGUGUGUGUGUGCCUUAAGAGAGUCUGAGUUGGUCUGGUGUGUGUGUGUGUGUGUGUGUGUGUGUGUGUGUGUGCCCUCACAAGUCCAAGUUGGUCUGGUGGUCUGAGGAGAUAGUCUCUCACUGCGCCGACUGACAGCAGUAGCACAUUCACCCAAAAGACUGUGAAAGGAUCUUACAGGAAGCCUCAAUACCAGGUGUGUGUGUGUGCGUGCGUGCGUGUUCAUGCAACCUUACAGCAUUAUGUUAUGGUACAUUACUUUCACAAGAUUCCAUUUUUUCCCCGUUUAAAAUAAAUGUAUAAAAUGUACAUCCAUGAUGUAUCGCUAUGGUAUAUGCUUACAGUUUCACACUGUGUGCAUGUGUGUGAGUGUGUGUGCGUGUGAACCCUGAGAAGACUUAAAACUGAGAAUGAGAAUUUGUAGCAAUGAAGACAUUUUUCUAGAAUGUAAAUUCAGUUAUGCCAUCAUGUUUCCGUUGCUAAGCAAGCCCUUGAUAGGUAGACACUCUCUUUAUCCACAGGAGACUUUCUGUUGUAUGCCAUAGUUACAGAUGAUGAUGAUGAUGAUGAUGAUGAUUAUUGACAACAGAGAAGAUGAUGAUAAUGGUGAUGAUGAUAAUGAUGAUGAUG